Molecule: messenger RNA, 6150 nt
Organism: Haliotis rufescens (red abalone)
Lineage: Eukaryota; Metazoa; Mollusca; Gastropoda; Lepetellida; Haliotidae
Exons: 11
Coding region: 255-5027 (1590 amino acids)
Biological process (GO): innate immune response
Cellular component (GO): cytoplasm
Molecular function (GO): protein binding
Source: RefSeq, a predicted model, not a curated record
GAUCUGGUUAGGAGCCGAACUAGAGCAUGCUGGGACAUAUCUCGCGACACCAGGACACAGUAGUAUGGAGGAAAGCCCUGGGACAUUACGGUGAAAGAUUAAAGGAUAUAUUUCAGCAUCACAGUGGGAGGCGACUGUGACGUGCAUGCCAGAGUUGACAUAAUGUGGGGCACACAGCAACAUGUCCCAUGACCCCACUGCACAGAGGUGAGUGGUGAAUGAAUGGGCGGGACACCAUGGCUGCAGCGUAGGUGAUGGUAUCAACAUCGUUGAGAGGCUCCAACUCAUCGUCCAGCAGAGCCAUGCAGAUGAUCUACCCCAUUCUGAUGAUAGUCAUAUUGGAAACACAUGGCCAGAACAACUGUGAAUGGGGGAAGUAUGGCGAAAACUGCAGCAAAGAUUGCCCUUUGAAUUGUAUCCCUGACCCAAGGAGACACCUGACACACUGCCACAAGGAGACAGGGAAGUGCUCGGAGGGGUGUGUGCCGGGGUGGUUUGAGGAUCUCUGUGAUCACGCUUGUAGUAAGAACUGCUUGAGAAACACCUGUAAUCGGCAAAAUGGCAUCUGCACCUUUGGUUGUGAUGGAGACUACACAGGGGACUUUUGCAACAGUAUUAGAGGGACGACGGCGUUACCUCCAAGGGAAUCCAGCACAUACACAUCGCCGACAACACCGAGUGAAUCCAACACAGAGAAAACACCGGGCCUGGCUGCGAUACUUGUCCCUGUGUUCCUCAUCCUGGUUGUUGUCCUUGCUGUGGUGGUGAUCAUACUACGGAAACGGAAAAGGGGAGAAACCACAGGGAUUAUCGAUGCAGUGACAGGGAUACUUCCAUGCUGGAGAACAACUGGUACAGAUGGUACAACUGCCAGAGCCGGUGAAGAUGAACCUUUCAUGGCAGAGGAAGGUGGAGCCACAACAGGGGGACCAGCAACACGGGGAGAUGCAAGUUCCAUCAGCAGUUUUGUUCUCUUUGAAGAUGAUGACUUUCCACCUGGUUCAAUAGAACAGAAGAUAAAAGAUAUCCAAGGGGUGUUUGUUAAAACUGAGAGCUUUAAGAAGGCUAAAGAAAAGUUGGAGACGUUUGGCCAUGUGACACUAAGCGGUGCUCCAGGAGCAGGUAAAACAGCCAUGGCCCUGAUGCUGGGAGCUGAAUACAGGAAGCAGGGGUAUGAGCUGGUACUGGUUGAGCAUGCUUAUAAAGUAAAGCUGUCUGAGUAUCUAGAUAAAGGCAAAGACGUGUGUGUCAUAUUUGAUGACGUAUUGAAGACAGUCAGAUCAUAUUUGGACAUGUCCCGUCUCAAACACGUUUUGUACGACCUCCACAUGCACCUGGAACAGUGUGAGUCCGGAUCAGAAAGAAGAUACCAGCGUCUGCAGCAAGAACCAGGAGAGGAACAGGGAAAGCUGGAACAACCAAACAUCUGUGUUAUAUUCACUGUAGACACCAACAAUCUUCAGCGUGCAAUGUCGAAGCUAGGAGGUCAACAUAUUUUCAAAAGUUCAUCAGAUGUCAAACUGAGUUGUACACAGGAAGAGAAGAAAGAAUUGUGGCAGAAGUACAAACAUCGCUAUGGGUAUAAAGUGGAUGUGAAGAAUGUUUUUGCAUAUACGGAAACGACUGUCGGUUUUCCUCUGGAAUGCAAACUUUUCUCCAGUUGUUGUGGCUUUCAAAUGCACCAUGAUAGUUUUUUCGAGAAACCUUUGUUUUACAUCACAAAUCAACUUCGCACGAUUAUUAGCUCAUUGGAUGACAAGUCAGCUGCUCUCAUCCUGAUCUUACUGUGUGAAGGUCAGAUAGACACCAGUCAACUGGAGACUGAAUGUUCCAUCCCAGACGGUCAACUCACGACUAAAGAUGACCGCCCUGACAGUCAACUGGAGACUAAAGCUGACCAUCCUGACAGUAAACUGAAGACUAAGGGUGGCAGUCCAAACAGUCAACUGAAGACUAAGGGUGGUAGUCCAAACAGUCAACUGAAGACUAAGGGUGGUAGUCCAAACAGUCAACUCGAUACGGAAGGUGUCUGCCCAAUCAGUCAACUUGAGACUGAAGCUGUCCGUCCUGACAUUCAACAUGGGACUGAAGCUGUCCGUCCUGUCACUCAACUUGAGACUAAAGCUGACAGUCCUGACAAUCAACUUGAGACUGAAGCUGUCCGCCCAAUCAUUCAACGUGAGACUGAAGGUGUCCGUCCUGUCACUCAAUUUGAUACUAAAGCCGACAGUCCUGACAACCAACUUGAGACUGAAGCUGUCCGCCCAAACAUUCAACGUGAGACUGAAGGUGUCCGUCCUGUCAGUCAACUGAAGACUAAAGGUGGCAGUCCAGACAGUCAACUGGCAACGGAAGGUGCCUGUAUCAGUCAACUUGAAAAUGAAGGUGCCCGCCCAAACCUAGAGGCUCACCUCAAGGCAGUUGCAACUCUUGUGAAGACAUCAACCAGCCAGGGUGUAGCUGAGGCUGUGAGGGGCUUCUGUGGUACAUUGUUAACAAAAGGAAACAUAACAUCAUUUUCCCAUUCGAUAAUUUAUGAUGUCUGUGCUUUGGUCUUAUUCAAUAUUGAACCACACUUUAUUCUAAAACAUUGCAGUAUAAAUUUCCUCCUGGAGCACGUACAUGAUCAGCAAGACGACCGUAUUCCUGUCAAUGAAAACCAGCUCAGGAUACCUUUCUCAGAGGCCUUCAGUGAAAUAAUUGCUGACAGAAUGGCAGAUGCUAUUGUCAGUGGUGCUUUCAGUAUGUACAUCUGGCACCCCAUAUGGAAACGAAAAGACAUAUCAGACAAAGUAAAUCAUAUGAUCACAGAUCCACCUUCUUUGUCUGAUGUUACCAGACACAACCUUCUCUAUUACGCCUGUUUCACUGGGAACAAGAAUAUCCUAGAGCGACUUCUUCCUCACUGUGACAUCAAUAGGCGUGGUUUGAACGGCUGGACACCGUUGAUGUAUGCAGUUGUCUCUGGACAGAUGGAAUGUUUUGACAUCCUUGUGAAAAACAAAGCGGGUAUGGCUUUUUGUGAUAUCAACAACAACAAUUUACUGCAUUUGGCUUGUAAACAUGGAUACAUGUCCACGGUAAAACAUGUAAAAAAUGUACUCAAGGAACACCUUUCUCCUGAUUUGUAUCUCAAGCGAUACAUCAAUGGUCGGGGAGAAAAUGACUGGACACCAGUUAUGUGUGCAGUGGCAUUUGGGAAGGAGGAUAUCAUAGACUAUCUUACCUAUGAAAAGAAUUCAAUUGGAUUAAAAAAAGAAUUAAAAAGCGAUUUUAAAUUAUCAGAUAUCAACACAAACACCGUGCUUCACCUUGCAUGUCGGUUUGGAAACAAGUCCACUGUAGAAAGUCUGCUACCCCACACAGAUAUAAAUGCACGUGGCAAUAAUGGGCAGACACCGCUUAUGUGUGCACUUUUUUCAGAGAGGAAAGAAACCUUCGACCUUCUUGUGUCAAUGAAAGCUGACAUCACAAUGACUGACGAUGACAACAACAGCCUCCUUCACUUGAGCUGCCACGUUGAUGACGCGUCCCUUGUCGUGCCAAUUGUGCCAAACGUUGACAUCAAUCGUCGGGGAAAACACGGAUGGACACCAUUGAUGAAGGCAGCUGUACAUGGAAAUAUGGAUGUAUUUCAGCUUUUCCUUUACACAGUGAAGGUGGACCUCAAGCUGAAAGAUGAAAACAACAACAAUCUCCUCCAUCUUGCAUGUCAUGGAGGACAUGUCUCCAUUGUGCAACAAUUACUGCCAAAGUUUAAAAUAAACAGUCGGGGAAACAACGGGAGGACGCCAGUGAUGUGUGCAGCUGCCAGUGGAGUCGAGAGUGUUUUCAACCUGCUUGUGUCAGAGGGGGCUGAUAUAAGACUGAGGGAUGACAACAACAAUUCUCUAUUGCAUUUAGCAUGCUUUGGUGGGAAUAUUUCCAUUGUGACUUAUCUUUUGCCAAAGAGUGAUAUCAACUGUCAGGGAAGUCACGGGAGAACAGCAAUAAUGAUCACAGUUUUGGUUGGAAAACCAGCCCUGUUCAAACUACUUUUGUCAAAGAAGGCCAAUAUCAAACUGACUGAUGAUGAUAAUAAUACUGUAUUACACCAUGCCUGUCAGGGUGGGAACUAUUCCAUUGUGAACUAUCUAAUGUCAAAGUUUGGCAUCGACACUUCUGGAAAACACGGCUGGACACCAGUCAUGUUUGCUGCAUGGGCGGGAAGGAAGGUCGUGUUCGAUUUGCUUGUGAAGCAGGGGGCUGACCUCACUUUAACUGAUGCCUUCAAUGACAAUGUUCUACAUUUAGCAUGUCAAAGUGGGAGCACAGAUAUUGUCGAAUAUCUUGUGACACCCUCUGACGUCAGUCUUCGGGGAAAGAACGACUCGAUACCAGAAAUGCAUGCAGCGAGAUCAGUGUCCAGUGGAAAUAAAGAUCCUUGUGAUGGUAAUGCACCGAAGGAUGUCAUACAAUCAUCAACUUCCCCUGAAAAUCAUAAUGCUAUUUAUAUGGUCAGUCACAGUGGAAAGGAAGCCAUUGUGAAACAAGUGAGUGGCUACUUUGACAUCAACGUCAGAGGCAGGGAUGAUCAGACCCCACUAAUGAGGGCAGUGUGUGGAGGACAUAUUGCUGUGUUCCGGUUCUUGGUGUCCCGUGGAGCCGACCAAACUCUGGUGGACAAGGAUGGACACACUCUUCUACAUCUGUCUACUCAGCACGGUCAGCUUCAUAUGGUGAAAUACAUCAUUGACUCUUUUGACAUCAAUGCUAAAGACAAGGUUGGUUUGACACCUGUCAUGACGUCAAUAUUGUAUGCCAAAGUUGCUGUGUUCGAAUAUCUUAGAGAAAAGGAUGCAGACUUGUCGCUCGUUAACAACGCAGGUGAUACACUGGUGACUCUCGCUCAUAAAAUAGGAUGCAGACAAAUCAUAGAACAACUACCACCGUCCAAAAAUGUCAAACGAUUGUCUGGCCAGAAGGAUUCACAUCCUGGCAAGUCCCAAAAGCGUAACCCCAAGAUGAAUAGAAAGUCGCACAACUGAACAAGCUCAAAAGUGUGCGAUCUGAAAACAUACAACAUUUGUAGUCUUGAUCUGAAAUACAGAGAUCAGUCCGCGACACAUUACUAGAUGUAAGCAUUAUCUGCUCCCAUAAGUGCCCGAUGUCAGAAAUGAAGGAUGCAGGUGAUGGUAGUGUUUGUGUUAAACCAUUGAUACCGAUAUACUGUAUACUGUCUUAGACCAUCUCUCUAAUCUUCUAUGUAUAACACAUGAUUGUCCUUAAAAUCAUAUGGUGGAUAUAAGCUCAAUUGGAAGACAAUGUGUGCUAUUUAUCUCAUGAUAAAUUGUACUGAAAGAGAAAGUUACUUUCGUAAAGGCAUAUGAAAUGUAUCCAAAUUUGCAUCCCCUAAUGAGAACAUUACAGAAGCCCGAACGAAGUUUAAACCCCAUCUUAAACCCUACUGGACAAAACCAAAAUCUGAAGUUAUAACGACAUGAAGUGCGCCGUGAAGAUGACACUUGCUAGAGAACAGCAAAAACAAGCAAGCAAAGCAUUGUUUCCGAAGAACGUAUCAGAGAUGCAAACAAGACCUCAUAGCAGGCUGAACGAACUCUGAGGCAGCUGAAAUAAAUAUACACUUAUACCUUAAAACUGCAACACGAUAUAACUAAGUUAAGGGCCAAGUACACUUACGUCUAUAAACAUGUGAUCAAAGUGGUUACACGGAAGGUAUUUUUGGAAUCUCUGGUAAUAUUCCCUGUUCUUUUACCUGAUGUUGUAAUAUGUAAAACAAUACAGAAAACUAUGAGAAUUCUAAUGUUGAUAACGAAGUAACUGCUGAUUGUCUAUUUUCAUUCACGGUACAGAUAAAGGGCUGAUUAACAACACAUCUCAAGGACCUAAUAUGUUAACACAUGCACAUAGUAAGCAUGUUUGAGGAACUUUAUAAAAGCAUAUCGUGUUUUUAUGCCAUGAUACUAUUUUUAGAAAAAUGAACGAGAACAUAGGAAACUUCAUGAUAUGCAAACUACAGCUCAUCUUCGAUCAUCUUGAAAUGCAAACAGAAUCAAAGGAUUUUAUGUGUGGAACAGUUGCGAAUGAUAUCGUAAUACACUUGAUGUCGUGUCAUAUGAAUCUAGUGAAAAUAAAUAUCAUGUUUGAUCA